This is a messenger RNA of Filobasidium floriforme, 1134 nucleotides long. RefSeq lists its product as uncharacterized. Bases 73 to 978 code for a protein of 301 amino acids. Lineage: Eukaryota; Fungi; Basidiomycota; Tremellomycetes; Filobasidiales; Filobasidiaceae. The record is from RefSeq and is a predicted model, not a curated record. The transcript is spliced from 4 exons.
UAUUGUACGAAGCCUUAGCUCUUGCCAAAACCUCGUGCUCACUUCCGAACGAACCUUCCUAAACUCGCAACGAUGUCCGCCAAAACAGCUGCCAGCUCGGUCCGCCUCUCUGAAUCCCUCAAGGCCCUCAUCGCGGCCCCUCACGCACUCGGAUCGGCCAUCCCCGCUCCCCCACGACCAGCCUUUCAGGGGCUGUUCAACAAGAUCAGCUCGACGGCCGAGAAGAAUGGGGCCAAGAACGAUGUCUGGUUGACCUUGUCCACCGGGGCUCUGGUCACGGUCAAUUCGCCGGCGUCCCUGUGUGAGCUGUAUGAUUUCGCUAGCGAGAAGCGAGGGAAGGAUCUGAAGGAGCAGAUCAGGAUCGCGGCUAUCAUGCGCGAAGUGGGGCUGAAGUGUAUAGGUAAGCCUUGGAGCUCGAGAACAAUUAAUGCCCUCGGAGCUCUACGAGCACAUCUCUCUGAAGACGUCAAAGCGGGAUUGAGCACCGAGUCGCUGAGACAACCUACGGAACAUAACGUCAAUGCGACCCAGAUCAAAGCCAGAUCGUUAUGGGAUGGGAUCUACGAACCCCACGCGUCCAAACUCCUCGCCAAACUCGCUCAAUCCCACCCGGACCUCCCCGUCCACAUCCUGUCGUCGCACUACGGACCCCUCUUCUCGGACCCCGUCGAUAGCUUUCCCGGAGGUCAUUACAAGAUCGGCCGAGUGCUCACUAGCGUGGUCGCCAUAGCCUGUCUUCGAGCUCAACAAGGCGUGGGUCCCCAACUCACCUCGCACGUCUUUGGCUUGAAAAAGGCUCUGCUCGAAGGAGGUGGGGCUGAGGGAGAGGUCGCGGUGGAGGGUCAAGAAUGGUUGACGAGCGAUGAAGGAGUCAAGUGGGCUUUGGAGAGCGUGGAUGGGAUCGCCGAGGUCGUGGUAGGACGGGGAAAGAGCAGUUUCGCCGGUGCUCCUGGUGACGAGGUCAAGGCGAAGCUGUAGACGUUAUUCGUAUGUCCGCAAAUGUAGAUCUUGAUAGUCCACGUCCCCCUGCAGGGUUUGGACCUACGCGUGCAGGUUUGUGAGCGUUCUCGUCUAUUGAAUUUUACGUCAGCAUUGAUCGUCCAACUCAUAUUAUUGAUUUGAGUUGAUGCUGAU